Saprolegnia parasitica CBS 223.65 is the source of this 522-nucleotide messenger RNA. RefSeq lists its product as hypothetical. The record is from RefSeq and is a predicted model, not a curated record. Bases 1 to 522 code for a protein of 173 amino acids. NCBI's taxonomy places the organism in Eukaryota, Oomycota, Saprolegniomycetes, Saprolegniales, Saprolegniaceae. The transcript has a single exon.
AUGCACAAGAACAAGCUCAAGUGCUCGAUCGACGGCUGCACCAACCAGGUCUACGCGCGGUAUCUCUGCGUGCGGCAUGGUGGCAAGAAGCAGUGCCAGGCGCCCGGCUGCGACGUCGCCGUGAGCCGUGGCUCGCUUUGCGUCGACCAUGGCGGCGCCCUCGCCAAGCGCUACUGCACCGAGCCAGGCUGCGAUCGGCAAGCGCACGCGCGUUACAAGUGCGUGCGCCACGGCGGCGGCCGGCGCUGCAAAGUCGACGGGUGCCUUCUCCGAGCGCGGUCGAGUGGCCACUGCAAAACGCAUGGCGGCGACAGUCCAAAGGCGACACCGACGCGGAAAGCGAGCGGUGGCGGCGACGACGAUAUCUUUUUGGACCUGCCCGACUUGAUGGACCUCUCUGGCUUUGAGGACAACCCGACGCUAGCCUCGACCCUCGAUGACGCGAUCGACGAGUCGAUCUGGAGUGCGCUCUGCGACUCCCUUGCCUCGAGUAGUGUCAAUUGGAGUGCAACCAUGCUGUAG